Anisakis simplex (herring worm) is the source of this 1002-nucleotide messenger RNA. The record is from the annotation of a GenBank genome assembly. NCBI's taxonomy places the organism in Eukaryota, Metazoa, Nematoda, Chromadorea, Rhabditida, Anisakidae.
AUGGCAUCCUCAGCUAUUAGGUCAUCAAUCGGUCCAUGCAAGAAGCGAUUAGCAGAUUUCCUGCAAACCGGCUUAACCACGAUAGACCUCUCAGAAAUGCAAAAUUCUCCCAAUCCCGAGUCCGCGUUACGCGUGGCAUAUAUGAAUGUUGAUCACGCGCUUAGACGCUUACAGCAAUAUAUCACUACGCUGCAAGCCAAAAACACCGAAUGGAUCACGUUGAUAUCUCGACUAAAGGAUCAACAAGCAGCAGAUGAAGAAGCCAUAAAAUAUGAGCUUCAUGUGAGCGAUCCGGACAAUUUUCUCGAGGUUAUUGAAAUAGCCAAAGACCACGAAGUCACAUUGGAAAGUCAGCUUAAAAACAUUACGGCACUACUCGCGCAGCGUGAUACAUGCCAACCAACAUCUUCAAAAGCACCUACUCCUCUGGUGCAACCACAAAAUCUUCCAAUGCGGUUGCCGCAACUACAAAUCAAAACCUUUGAUGGAGAAGCAAGAAAAUGGCCACAAUUUUGGCCCAUGUUUUUAAGUGCAAUCGACACUCAACCCUUGACUAAGGUCGAAAAGCUCAUGUAUCUCCUGCCCUAUCUGGAAGGAAAAGCGUUACACGCAGUGAGUGGAUUCACCGUAUCUGAAAAUAAUUACGAUACGGUCAAAGAAGUACUCAUAAAGAAAUUCGGAAAUACAGCAACAAUUGUCAAACAACUGUAUUUCGAAUUGCAAAACUGGAAGCCGACAGGACAACAAUUUCCAGAAAUGAUUGCAAACACUGAAUGUGUGUUGCAACAACUCACCCAACUGGGUGAAAACAUAAACAACGCGCAGACGGAACUCUGUAUUGAAAAUAGACUUCCGCCAUGGGCUAGGCUUGAAAUUGAACAAGCUAAAGAAGAAACUGAAACUUGGUCGGUAAUAAUGCUGCGGAAUAAGUUAGCAGCAAUGGUACGUGUACGAGAAAACGCACAGGUACACCCUUUAAAUAAAUUUUGGGUGAGAACAUAA